CUGAUGUUUACUGUGUGCAGAGAUCUAUAGAUAGUGAACCUACCUACGUAUACACAUGAUAGAGGCCUGCCGCCCUGUCAAGUGUCGUGGGGUCAAGAGAGGCCGACGCCCAGGGUGGUCCGGAUCAAUGAACACUCCAGGUACGGAGUCGUCUUUCAGGACCUAUUCAGCCCUCGGCUCCGCGGCCAGUGACCAAUCCAGGGCAAUCUCCGCAGAAGCAUGCUCCCAGGAUUCCCCAGAAAGGAGGUUGGGGAGAAUAGGAGAGUAAAGGCUUCAAAAGUGAAUUCCCACCACGUUGCCAGUGCCAUAA
Messenger RNA from Ilyonectria robusta, 310 nucleotides. RefSeq lists its product as uncharacterized. The coding region runs from base 56 to 268 and encodes 70 amino acids. The record is from RefSeq and is a predicted model, not a curated record. The transcript has a single exon. Lineage: Eukaryota; Fungi; Ascomycota; Sordariomycetes; Hypocreales; Nectriaceae.